GUUGCCAGGAGGGCCUCGACUGUGCUUUGAUGGCCAGGAGCAUCUUCCGCAGCAUCGGUGACAGGCGCGGGGAGGGUUUGGCGAUGCACGGUGUCGCCGUCGCUCACGUCCGGGCCGACAUCAACGAUGUGGUUCUACAGGGUGGCAUGGGCGGCUGGCUGGCAGCAGCUGCCGAGGCGGCCAAGCUCUUCCGAGACAGCGGCUACCAGAAAAUGGAAGCCUUCGAGCAGGUUUGUGUUGCCCAGUGGACCCUUGGCAUCAAUCCUCGCAAGGCCAUGAAAUUGGCAGAAGAGGCCAUGAAGCGCUGCGCCGAGCUCCGGAGCCGGCAAGAGUCGGCCGCUCUCAGCGUCCUGGUGCAAGCACAUCUGCAGCUGAAGGACAGGUCCAAGAACUGGAUGAACGAGGAAGCAGCGAAGGCUGUGCAGCUGGCCAAGGACGGCUAUGAUCGGUUUCGAGAAUUAGGCGAGCGCUUCGGACAGGCCUCCUCCCUGCAUGCGCUCGUCCUGGCUCACCAAGCUCGGGACGAGAAAACCCUGGCUCUGCAAGCUGCCGAGCAGGCUGCGGACAUUUACAAGGAAAUCGGCGAGAAAGGUGGGGAGACCGCGAUGUUGCUCAUCCUGUCGCAGUUGCACCUGGAGACUGCCCAGCCCGAGAAGGCCUUCCAGGUCGCGCAGGAGAUCGCCUCCAUGGAGGUUUCGCUCCACGAAACUGCCAUCGCGCAGGAGACCGUCUACGAGGCCUUCCUUCAGCAAGGCGACCUGGAAGAGGCUAUGAAGACGGCGCAGGAGCUGGUGAGCCUCUGCAAUGACAAGAACGACAAGAAGCGAGAGGCUAUCGCACGACUCAUGGUGGCCAACAUUCACUACACUCAGAAGGACUUUACCCAGGCGGUGAUGGUCUCCCGAGAGGCACAGGCGCUGCUGCACGACAUCGGCGCCUACGCCGACGAGGCGUCUGCACUGCGCAUCGUGGCGGAGGCGUAUCUGGCAAAUGGCGAGCUCCCUCAGGCGCUGAAGGCCGCCGACAGGUCCGUGCGACUUUUCCGGGGCAAGCAGAAAGACUCCGAGGAGGCGCAGUCCCUACAAGUCGUGGCCACGAUCAAGCUGCAAGUUCUGGCCCAGGACAAGAUCCGGGCCCAGCGCGGGGCCCCGGCCUUCGCCACGGCGCUCGCGGACGCCGAGCAGGCGGCCGAAGCGGCUGUCAGCUUUGCGCGGAAGAAGCGCUUCAACCAGCAGCUGGGGCAGGCUCUGCUCAUCGCCGGCCAGGUGCAGCUCACGGGCCUCCGGUGCGACGAUGCCCUCAAGACAGCAGAGGAGGCCAUGGCGAUCUUCGAGGAGUUGGGCAGCGAGCGGGACAAGGCCAACGUGAUGUGCCUGGAGGCGGAUGCCCACUUCACCAACGGCAAUGCCAACAAAGCCUUGGUGAUUGUCAAUAAGGCCUUGGCGAUCUUCCAGGAGUACCGAGACUCGCGAGGCGAGUGGAUCGCGAUGAACAUCCUGGAGCAGAUCACCGGGCCACCCGAGGAGCAGCCCCUUCCGGGCAAUGAGUGGACACCAGAGCAGUGGGCAGAGUGGCAGCGUUGGCAGCAGUCACAACAGCAGCAGCAGCAGGGCGCCGGACAAAUGCCGCAAGCGCUUCAGCGCCAGCAGCAGGAGCCGCGAGCGAGAAGACGAACCGAUCCGGGCCAGAAGCUGGACAUUGCGAAUGUCAGCACCGACACAGUUCGGAAACGCGUCGAGGAGAUCGUGAGGUUUACAGCCGACUUGGACGACUCCGAGCAGAUCGACCUCGAUCAGCCCUUGAUGCAGGUCGGCGUCACGAGCCGCACUGCCGUGGGCCUUCGGAACAUGCUCAGCGAGGAGAUGCCUGGUGUGGACUUGCCGUUUACGCUCAUCUUCGAUUACCCCUCCGUGGCCUCCAUCGCCGAUCACGUUAUGGCCUGGGCCUCAGGUUGGGCUCACACGGACGCAGCUUUUCGGUCGGAGCUUGAAAUCGCUGCCUGA
Molecule: messenger RNA, 2003 nt
Organism: Symbiodinium necroappetens
Lineage: Eukaryota; Dinophyceae; Suessiales; Symbiodiniaceae
Source: the annotation of a GenBank genome assembly